AUGGAAGUAACACAAUUUCAAGCAGUGCAGUAUUGCUUUCAGGCUGACAACUCAUCCUGCAUUAAAGAAGUGCGCUCGACAGUCACCUAUGUGGUGAUGUACAUUUCUGCAGCAGCAGUCGUGAUACUGGCAGUGUGUGGAAACCUGGUGGUGAUCAUUUCUAUCUCCCACUUCAAGCAGCUCCACACACCAACUAACCUCCUCCUGCUCUCUCUGGCUGUGGCAGACUUUCUAACUGGACUGACUGUGUUGCCCUUUUGCUUAAUUCUUUUAAUAGAGACCUGUUGGUAUUUUGAUACAAUUAACUGCAUAUUUUACAACACAAUUGGUUACAUCAUAUUUUCUGUUUCAUUUUAUAAUGUCGCUUGUAUAGCUAUAGACCGGUAUUUGGCUGUGUGUGACCCUUUACUUUAUUCCACCAGAGUAACAGUAAAAGCAACAAGAUUGUUUAUAGUGUUUGUGUGGCUGUUUGCAGUCCUAUACAAUUUGGCACUCAUUUAUUUUAAUGGAAAUAUUAGCAGUACAGGAAAAACAAAUAUAUGUCUUGGAGAAUGUAAGUUUGGGAUCAGUGAAGCCUGGAGUAUAGCUGAUUUAAUUGCUGUAUUUAUUCUGCCAUGCUCUGUGAUAUUAUUAUUAUAUGGAAAAAUCUUUGUUGUGGCUAGAAGACAUGCUAAAAUUGGUGAUUUGCGCCAACCUGCGACCAUGAGGACUGUGAGGAGAUGGUCUCAGGAGGAUAUGGAGGAUCUACGUGGUGCUUUGGAAGCCACCGACUGGGAUGUGCUGUGCGAACCACAUGGGGAUGACAUAGACAGCAUGGUGGACUGUGUCACUGACUAA
Messenger RNA from Lepisosteus oculatus (spotted gar), 837 nucleotides. The record is from RefSeq and is a predicted model, not a curated record. NCBI's taxonomy places the organism in Eukaryota, Metazoa, Chordata, Actinopteri, Semionotiformes, Lepisosteidae.